This is a messenger RNA of Nymphaea colorata (pocket water lily), 1250 nucleotides long. RefSeq lists its product as uncharacterized. Bases 213 to 935 code for a protein of 240 amino acids. Lineage: Eukaryota; Viridiplantae; Streptophyta; Magnoliopsida; Nymphaeales; Nymphaeaceae. The transcript has a single exon. The record is from RefSeq and is a predicted model, not a curated record.
CGCGGUUCAUAAAAUACUCAAGACCUCCAACAACUCUGAGAUCAGCGUUUGACAAAUUUGACACUCUCUCACAGCUAAAGUCUGAAGCUGUGCCCCACCAAACAACGUCUCUCUCUAGAACGAAAUGAAUGCCAACGUCUCUUUCUCUCUCCCGCCUGCGAACGUUUUCCACCGACUAAGCCUCUCUCUCUCUCUCUCUCUCACUCUCUCUCAUGGACGGCGUCUCGUUCCUCUCUUCUCCAACGAGCAGCCAUGACUCUGCAGUGGAGAACCUCCUGACUGAGAUUCUUGACGUCGCUGCCAUCGAGCAGAUACAGCAACUUCCUUCUCCCUAUGAAUCAGCCAGCUCCGUGCUGCCCUCCCCAGUAGAGACCCGAUUCCAGCGCCUCAAGUCCUUAAACCAGACGACCAAAACCACCCAGUCACCCAAGAAAGAAGAACAGGAAGAACAAAACCAACAACGAGAACCACCACGAUCACCUCCUCCUCCUUCUCCUCCUCCCAAUCCUUCCCAACCUGAUACCCCACAAAAGGCCUCCGCAGGAACCGAGCUUCCGGCCUUCAGUUCUCCCACAAAGCUCCCCAAAUCACUCCCCGCGAAGGAAUUCGACCAUUCCUGGGAUUCUCCUUCGUCGAGCGGUUCGUCGUCGCCUCCUCCCAAACAGGGCUGCUGUUUCUGGGCAUCGCCGAAGAAAUCUCUCAGGAAGAAGGGCCGGAGCGAGACAUACGACGACGGCGGCUGGGGGAAGGACGAUGAGAUCCUAACUGAUUUGGGCACCUUCUCGGUGAGAAGCCAGAGGGAGCGGAUGAAGGCGGCCCUGAAGGAACAGGAGAAGAUGAGUAAGGAGGCGGAGAAGGUGAUCAAGUGGGUGAGGCAAGCGUCUGCUCGGAUAAGUGUCAACGAUCUUGGCGACGACCUGCGCCGGAACAAAUAAGGAUGGGUGCGAGUGAUGAAGAAGACGAUGCCGAUGCUCUGGGGUUUCUUCUCUUUUCCCUUUUUUCAGCAUUUAAGUCCUUUUUCUUUUCCUUGUUUCUUCAGAAGGUCUCACAAGGUCUAAGCCGUAGGUUUUGGCUGCAAAGCAAGCAACUGUCCGCCUUGGUAUACUGGUUCCUUCGUGUCUGUCAUCGAAUACGUGUAUAAAUACAUACAUACAGAGUAAAGUGUUUAUUGGAUUAUAGGAUUACAAUAGAAGAGUUGGUUGUAAUAGGUUGAGGGAAGAUAUCUUAAUGCUAUUACUGGAUUGCAAAGA